This is a messenger RNA of Galdieria sulphuraria, 824 nucleotides long. RefSeq lists its product as uncharacterized. Bases 7 to 801 code for a protein of 264 amino acids. Gene Ontology annotation, molecular function: ribosomal large subunit binding. The record is from RefSeq and is a predicted model, not a curated record. NCBI's taxonomy places the organism in Eukaryota, Rhodophyta, Bangiophyceae, Galdieriales, Galdieriaceae. Gene Ontology annotation, biological process: negative regulation of ribosome biogenesis; negative regulation of translation. The transcript is spliced from 2 exons.
UUGUUCAUGAGCCGCACAAGUCUUUAUUUUUUGCGUUGUAUCGACUUUGCCUAUCCAACCUCAAGAGAAAAGAAUAUCAGUUGUAACUCUUCAAGUUUGGGCUUUUCACAAAGACUAAUAUAUUCUCGUUCAAUAUGCUGUAGGCGAGUGCAAAGGAGAGCUUCUUUGGUAGCCAAGGCGGACAACGGGACAACCCAGAAUCCUUCUGAUAUGUACAGUUUUCCAAAGAAAAGUGCAAGUCAACAAUAUUUGGAUCAAAUAUGGAAGAACGAGAACUUGGAGGAUUUUUCUGUGGAAGAUGAGGAAACUGAAGAAGAAGAAGAAAAGGAAGGUAACUUUCUGUUAGAUGACGAGUUUCUAAACUUGAGAACACCGAGCACAUUGGUUACCAGUAAUAAAGAACAACGGAAUUCCAUGGAUGAGUGGUUCUCUUCUUCUCGAGACACUUUUGACCAAGUUGGAACUAUGGAAGAAGAAGAAAGUCUCCCUUGGGUGGUUACUGUUAUGAAAGCGGGAGAGGAUCGAAAGGCAAAGGACAUCACCGGUUUAUGGGUUAGCGAGCUGACAACAAUUACGUCCUUUUUAGUGAAUAUGUGUGGAAAUAAUGAGCCUCAAAUUCAGGCUAUUGCAAGAAAUGUGGAAGGAAGUAUGUGGAAUAUUCACCAACAAAAAGUGAAGAGGAGAACAGGGACAGCUGCCUCUGGUUGGAUACUUCUUGACUAUGGAGAUAUUAUCGUCAAUAUAAUGUCCAUUUCGUUACGGAAACACUAUAAUUUGGAGGGUUUGNGAUACAAGAACUGAAAAAGUCGACAGUCUGAAACCUU